CUUUUCUUUACUAUAGCAACACAAUGAGCGCUGAUUUGGUUUGGGCUUUGAUCAAGAACAACAACUCCUUCCUCGUGAAGCGCCCUGGUGUCCAGUUCUCUGCGGAGAAGGGUAACUUGUUGAACUUGAACACCUUCAAGUACUCUGGCCUUGCCAACGAGAAGGCUGCCGCUGUCCAGCCUGCUGCCCGUGGUGUCCGCGUUACCUUGAAGAAGGCCAAGAACGCUCAGACUCCCGCCAAAUCCACUCACUCUGUUGUCAUCGCCAAGACUCGCCGUCAGACCGCCAAGUCUGUCGCUAACUUGAUCGCCCGCAGCAAGUACAGACCCGACCUUCGUUCCGCUGCUCUUGCUCGUGCUUCCGCUAUCAUCUCCAGUCAGCAACCCCAGAAGAAGCGCACCCUCCGUCCUGCCAAGGGCCUCCGUGCCCAAAAGCAAGCUGCUGCUCAGGCUUAAAUGGCUUUUUAAUUUAAUUUUUUCUUUCAAAAUCAAAUCAUUUCAUUAUAAAAAACACACACUUGCAGCAUUUCCAACCACCGGGUGGCUUGGCACGAUCCUUUUUGUGGCUUGUUCUUCCUGAUCG
This is a messenger RNA of Radiomyces spectabilis, 582 nucleotides long. RefSeq names its product ribosomal protein L28e. Gene Ontology annotation, biological process: translation. The record is from RefSeq and is a predicted model, not a curated record. Lineage: Eukaryota; Fungi; Mucoromycota; Mucoromycetes; Mucorales; Radiomycetaceae. Gene Ontology annotation, cellular component: cytosolic large ribosomal subunit; ribosome. Gene Ontology annotation, molecular function: structural constituent of ribosome. Bases 24 to 455 code for a protein of 143 amino acids. The transcript has 4 exons.